AUGCCUUCGGACAAAGAUCAUAUCAAUAUUGUCGUUAUCGGUCACGUCGACAGUGGAAAGUCAACAACUACUGGACAUUUGAUCUACAAAUGUGGUGGUAUUGAUAAACGUACUAUUGAAAAGUUCGAGAAGGAAGCUGCUGAGAUUGGUAAAGGUUCCUUCAAAUACGCCUGGGUGUUGGAUAAACUGAAGGCAGAGCGUGAGCGUGGUAUCACCAUCGACAUUGCUCUCUGGAAGUUUGAGACCAACAAGAAAUACGUGACCGUUAUCGAUGCUCCGGGACAUCGUGAUUUCAUCAAAAACAUGAUCACUGGCACAUCUCAAGCCGAUUGUGCCGUUCUGAUCGUUGCAGCUGGUACUGGUGAGUUCGAGGCUGGCAUCUCAAAGGACGGUCAAACGAGAGAGCAUGCACUUCUGGCAUACACCCUCGGUGUGAAACAAAUGAUUGUCGCGGUGAACAAAAUGGAUACGACACAGCCGCCAUACAGCGAGGCUCGUUUCGAGGAGAUCAAAAAGGAUGUUUCCUCAUACGUGAAGAAGGUUGGAUAUGAUGUGAAGGCUGUGCCGUUCAUUCCUAUCUCCGGCUGGGCGGGCGACAACAUGUUGGAAAAGAGUGAUAAAAUGCCGUGGUACAAGGGUUGGACAAUGGAGAAGAAGGAUGUAAAGAAGUCCGGACAUACCAUUUUCGAAGCCUUGGAUGCCAUUGAUCCUCCAGAACGACCAACGAACAAACCCCUGCGGUUACCGCUGCAAGACGUCUACAAAAUCGGUGGUAUUGGUACCGUGCCCGUUGGUCGUGUCGAAACCGGUGUGCUCAAGCCAGGUAUGGUUGUCACUUUCGCCCCCAACAACCUCUCGACUGAGGUGAAAUCUGUCGAAAUGCAUCACGAGGCUUUGGUAGAGGCUGUUCCCGGAGACAACGUUGGUUUCAACGUGAAGAACAUUUCAGUGAAGGAUAUCCGCCGUGGUAACGUGGCUGGUGACAGCAAGAAUGACCCACCAAAAGCUGCUGAAUCAUUCAAUGCCCAGGUUAUUGUGCUGAACCACCCCGGUGAGAUUAAAGCCGGUUAUGCUCCCGUUCUUGAUUGUCACACCGCUCACAUUGCCUGCAAAUUCAGCGAACUUGUUCAAAAGAUUGAUCGUCGUUCCGGUAAAGUUCUGGAAGAGAAUCCUGCCAUGAUCAAGUCCGGUGAUGCUGCAAUCGUAGUCAUGGUGCCGAGCAAGCCCAUGUGUGUGGAGACGUUCGCCGAAUAUCCUCCACUUGGUCGGUUUGCUGUGCGUGACAUGAAACAGACAGUCGCUGUAGGUGUUAUCAAGUCGGUGAACAAGAAGUCCGAAGCAGCGAAAGCCACAAAGUCAGCACAAAAAGUUGCCAAGAAGAAGUAA
Molecule: messenger RNA, 1386 nt
Organism: Echinostoma caproni
Lineage: Eukaryota; Metazoa; Platyhelminthes; Trematoda; Plagiorchiida; Echinostomatidae
Source: the annotation of a GenBank genome assembly